This is a messenger RNA of Triplophysa dalaica, 4702 nucleotides long. RefSeq lists its product as uncharacterized. The record is from RefSeq and is a predicted model, not a curated record. Lineage: Eukaryota; Metazoa; Chordata; Actinopteri; Cypriniformes; Nemacheilidae. The transcript has 16 exons. Bases 1121 to 4498 code for a protein of 1125 amino acids.
UGUUAUAUUUCAAUCUGUGUUCUUUUUAUUACAUUAGACGUGCAAUUUAAGCCAGAAUGGAAAUCCAAUGACGGAGUCUUGACUAUUUUUGUGAAUAUGAAUAUUAUCUGAAUUAUGCACAUUUCUAUUUGUAUUGUUCAUGUCAUUACUUUUAAUGAUCUUUGUGACUUUAAUCUUGAAUAAUUCUGACUUUUAGACAACAAUGUCGUCUUUUCUUUUCAACAGUUUUUUGAAUACAUUUGUUUGACCUCAAGGCCUCAAGAAUUCCCCACCUUUGGGGGAUUGCGAAAGCCACCUAGUGAGCCCCAGGCCUAUUUGAGAAACAACAUGUACACAGUACAGUAUGAUUUUAUCUUGCUUUUCUGAGGUUUGUGUAAAAACUAACAAUACGACUAAACAAUCUAGAAAAGGCUGCUUUGCAGCAUUUUUAACACUUGAUCUUGUAAAAAGAACAUACUGUUCAUAUCUAGCACCUGGGAAAAUAAGUGUCAGGUUUCUUUUCAUUCUUAAUAAUUUCAGUCUACUUUUAUUAUUGAUGUUUUUGCGUUAUAUAUAUAUAUAUAAUUAUUGAAUUAAAGUGAUAGUUUACCCUAAAUGGAACAAUUGUUUAUUAAUUCGCCCUAAUUUCACUCCAAAUCUGCAUGGAUAUUUUAUUUUGCCAUAAAAGAUGAAAUUUUAAGAGAACAUGGGAAACCAAAAAACUAUGAACCCCACUGACUUUCAUUGUAAAACCAUUGAGAAACCAAGAGACAUUUCUCAAAUUAUUUCCUUUAGUGUUCGACAGAAGAGAGAGAGAAUCAAACAGAUUAUGAAUCAUAUUAGGGUUUAUAAAUGAUGCCAGAAUUUCAAAUGCGUUUAUUUGACAGGACAGGAAGAGCAGCAUGAAGUGAGGGGUGCGAGAUCAGCACAGGUUUGACUUGCUCACUGGUACAGUAAUUAUUCAUAUGCGAGACAUAAAAAUCAACAGGACAAAGUAAACUAAAUAUAUUUUGAGGAGCGCUUAGACAUGAUUAGGUUUCUGAUCUCAUUUUGUGUGCCUCUUCUGCAACUGGUUAACGGUGAGACUUUUAAUAUCAUGUCACGAUAAAACUUAAAAUACAAUAUUAAAGGUGAAAUUCAUAUGCUACUAUUUAUAUGCAAUGCUUGGAUUUUAUGUUUAACAGGUGCAAUAAAUAUUGUACAAACACCAGUAGCACCUAUAACUUCCCUUACAGUAGCACCUACAACCUCCAGCUCUGAUCCUUGCUAUAAUUACACAAUCAUUAAUGACAUCUGGAGAGAUGUUCGGCCGUACCAGUACUAUGAAAAGGACGACAAUUUUGUUGACUGGAAAGGCUGGUACCGCUUCUAUCUAAAUGGCGCAAGUUCUCAAAUGUCAGAGUGGUGUGUAAGUUACAUAAUAUGUGGAGGUGAAACUGCACUGUUUCUCUCUGGUUCUCAUCCCAAACUUGAGGAUGGAGUGGUGACCCGAGAAGUCUCUGGAAAUUAUCGGUGGAACUACUACAACCAGUGCGGCAACCAACGACUCAGCCCCAUUCAAGUUAAAGCUUGUCCUGGACAUUAUUACGUCUAUAAACUUGUUAAACCCGACAUGACAAUUAGCAGACCUACAUACUGUGCAGUUACUUUUAACAACAUCGUCAGUGAUCCUUGUUACAACUAUGAAUCUCUGGAUCGUCCCUGGAGAGCCUCUAAUGAAAGUGGAUUGUAUCUUUGUGAUGACUCCUUGUCCUGGAAUGGCUGGUAUCGGCUUUUCUACAACGGGCUGAACAUCAGAAUGUCAGAGAGCUGUGUUAAAUCCAAGUGUAACACACUUUACAGUCUGUGGCUCAAUGGUACUCACACUCACAUUCAGGAUGGAGUUGUGACCCGGGAGGUCUGUGCGUCCAGUUGGUCGGGCUGCUGUAAUAUGAAGUCCAUACCAAUUAGAGUCAAAGCUUGUCCAGGAGAUUAUUAUGUCUAUGAAUUUGUGAAGCCAUCAUAUGGGUGUUCAGGAUACUGCACAGAUGUUGACACUACAUCCAGUGUGACUUCCACCACAACUCCAGUUGUUUUUACCGGAUCUUACAUGACUUCAUCUGCCAUUGACACAGAGUAUGACCCAUGUUAUAAGUACAACAUUUUGGAUGAUCACUACAGAAGUGUGCACAGUUUCACAUAUGAGUAUCGUCAUGAUGACACACGUGUUGAAUGGGACGGCUGGUAUCGAGUCCUUAACAAUGGAUCCAGUGCUCAGAUGCCCGGGGGGUGUUUCUCUUACAUGUCAUGUGGAGGCUUCAGUGCUCUGUGGCUCGGUGGUCCUCAUCCUAAAAUAAAAGAUGGCAUUGUUACACGUGAAGUCUACGGCUCUGUUGACAACCGGUUCAGAUUCUGCACAUCCAAUCCAAUCCAGGUCAAAGCUUGUCCUGGAAAUUAUUACGUCUACAAACUCAUACGGCCAAAGUUAUCAAUCAUAAUGCCUGUAUAUUGUACAGUUGCUUUGACCAACACCAGCAAUGAUCCGUGUUACAACUAUGAAUCUCUCGACCGUCCCUGGAGAGCCUCAAAUGAAAGUGGAGUGUACAUUGCCAAUGGAUACACUUCAUGGAUCGGCUGGUAUCGGCUUUUCUACAAUGGGAUGAACAUCAGAAUGCCGGAGAGCUGUGUUAGUCCUGGCACCUGUAACACAUAUUACAGUCUGUGGCUCAGUGGUCCUCACCCUCAAAAAGAGGAUGGAGUUGUGACCCGGGAGAUAUGUGGGAGGAUUCUAUGGGGUGGCUGCUGUGAUUUUUCAUUCCAACCCAUCAGAGUCAAAGCCUGUUCUGGCGAUUAUUACGUCUAUGAAUUUGUGAAGCCACAACCAUAUGCGGAUUCAGGGUACUGCACAGAUAUCAACACUCUGUCUCAAUUUCUUUAUACUACAAGUCCAGCUCUGGUUACUGAAUCCAGCCUGACAUUGUCUGCCAUCAGCUCCGAUCCAUGCAGGGAUUACAGUAUUCUUGAGCAGCACUGGAGAAGCACAUUAAAUUACUAUAAUCCGAACGGAUAUGAUGACACACGUGUUAAAUGGGACGGCUGGUAUCGACUUUUUAUCAACGGAUCAAGCGCUCAGAUGCCUGAGUGGUGUUUCACUUAUAUGACAUGUGGAGGUUUCAGUUCUCUUUGGCUCGGUGGUCCUCAUCCAAAAAUACAAGAUGGCAUCGUUGCCCGUGAAGUUUACGGUACUCAGUAUGGCCAGUGCAGUUACUACAGAUCCGACUCGAUCCAAGUCAAAGCUUGUCCUGGAAAUUAUCACGUCUACAAACUGACGAGGCCAAAUCUGUCAAUUCCACAACCUGUGUAUUGUGCAGUUUCUUUAAGCUCUCCAAAUAUUGACCCCUGCUACAACUACACCAGUCUGGAUGAGCCCUGGAGAGCCUCCAACAAUUCAGAUUACUCCUAUUAUAGAUGUGAUUCUGAUGUGACCGGUUGGCACAGGCUGUUCUACAGUGGACAGAAUGCUCAGAUGCCGGAGUCAUGUGUCGGUUACGGCAUGUGUGGCUCUUAUAACCCACUGUCGCUCAAUGGUUCUCAUUCACAGCUAGAAGAUGGAGUGGUGAUCCGGGAAGUCUGUAUGUCAUGGAAUGACUGCUGUUCUUACAAAUCUCAUCCCAUACAAGUCAAAGCUUGUCCUGGAAAUUACUAUGUUUAUAAAUUUGUCAUCCCAAUUUACUGGGGUACUUACUGUACAGAUCACAGAAGUUUUCACACCCCAUUACCAUCUCCCGUGACAUACCCUGUUAUCAGAGACCCGUGCUAUGAACUCAACUGUACUGAGAAUGAGUGGUGUGGAAAACACAAUGGUGUUUACGGCUGUUUCUGUAAUCAGACCCAACCCACAUCUAUCCCUGACACUUUUGAUGCCUAUGAGACGUGUGAAAGCAGUUCUGGGUUCAUGUCUCUGUCUCGCUCCCAGCUUCCAUAUCAGGAUGCUCAGUUCUCCAAGCCGUUCAAUGGUAGUGUGGAUGUUGAGGUGGACCACAAGACUUUUGUGGAAGUGCGUGUUGAUGGAGUUGACGGUCAUCAGUUUGUUUCAGUGAUUGACUCAUGUUGGGCGACACCUGUGAAUGAUCCUCAGUCCUCUCUCCGCUGGGAUCUCAUCAUUGAAGAGUGUUCCAAUCCAAGUGACGAAACAGUGGAGCUUCUGCAGAACGGCGUCUCCACAUCCAGUCGUUUCUCCUUCAGGAUGUUCAUCUUCACUGCAAAGUCCACUAAAGUUUACCUGCACUGUAAAAUUCACCUUUGUCUCCAGACCAACAAUACCUGCUCAUCUCAAUGUCAACCUGGACAGCAUCUGAGAAUGGGCAGAUCUCUGGAUUUCCACGACACUGCCUCCAUAUCUAUGGGUCCACUGGUCUGGUCGAAUGGAAACUCAGAUAUUUUGGCUCCAGAAAAAGUGAAGGUGUCGAGGGCCUCAGGUCUUUGUGGCUCUGUGAUGUUUUUUCUGGUUUUGGUUUUGAGUGCUUACAUCGUCUUCUAAUAGGUUAACACAAAUGAAAAGCUCUCAUUUUAAAAGAUGUGUAUACUUUGAUUUUGUUUAUGCAUAUGUUGUCUUGAUUGACAAAAAAUAACUGGCUUUAAACUUAAACAUUAAAUUUUAAUGUGUGAUGAGACCUUUUUUAAAAUAGCUUUACAGUGUGUUUUGAUUUUUAGCAUGGUGAUAUAAGAUUACAUUUUAAUGAUA